AUGUCUCGGGACCCCGAGGAGGUGAACAAGCUGACGGAGAGCACUUACAAAAAUGUUAUGGAACAGUUCAAUCCAGGACUGAGGAAUUUAAUAAAUCUGGGGAAGAAUUAUGAAAAAGCUGUUAAUGCUAUGGUAGUGGCUGGAAGAGCAUAUUAUGAUAGCCUUGCAAAGAUUGGGGAUAUAUCAGCUGAUUCUCCAGUUUCUAAAGAAUUAGGCCAAGUUCUCAUAGAAAUUUCAAGAACACACAAGAAACUUAAUGACAGUCUAGAAGAGAGUUUCAAAAAAUUUCAUAAAGAAAUUAUAUCUGAACUGGAGAAGAAAACAGACCUGGAUGUAAAAUAUAUGACUGCAACUUUAAAGAGGUACCAAACUGAACACAGAAGCAAAUUAGAUUCUUUAGAGAAGUCUCAGGCUGAGCUGAAAAAAAUCAGAAGGAAAAGCCAAGGAGCACGAAAUGUAAUGAAAUAUGAGCAUAAAGAAAUGGAGUAUUUGGAAACCGUGAGCUCUCGACAGAGUGAUAUUCAGAGAUUUAUUGCAGAAGGCUGCAGAGAAGCUCUUCUCGAAGAAAAAAGAAGAUUCUGUUUUCUGGUUGACAAGCACUGCAGCUUUACCCAGCACAUGCACUUCUAUCACAUUCAGUGUGCGGACUUCCUAAAAUCCAAGCUGCCUGGGUGGCAGGAAAUCUGUAGCGAUGCCACCAAAGUGCCUGAAAAAGUUAGAAUGAUGAUAGACGAAAUAAGGACACCUGGUUCCACGCCAGUAUCAGGAACUCCACAGCCUUCACCAAUGAUAGAGAGAAAUACCAUGAUUGGAAAUGAUUUUUAUCCUCAUCAUGAAAAUACAUCAAAGGUGCCCCCUGCUCCUACAGGUAGGGCAUACACCAGUCCACUGGUUGAUAUGUUUAACAAUCCUGCAGCAGUUCCAAAGACACCUACCGAAAAACUAAAUAAUUCAGCAGAGAAUUCAGAUGAUGCCAGUUUAUCACGUUCAACUUCUGUUGCCACGGGACUAAAUAUAAUGAAAAGGCAAAAAGUGAAGACAAUCUUCCCACAUACUGCUGGAACUAACAAGACGUUGCUUAGCUUUGCACAGGGGGAUAUCAUCACACUUCUUGUAGCUGAAGAAAAGGACGGCUGGCUUUACGGGGAACAUGACUCAACUAAAGUAAAAGGAUGGUUUCCAUCAUCAUAUACUAGACCACUAGAAGAACCAGCAGAAGAAAAAGCAUUUGUCCCAGUGCCAAGCCCUGCACCAAUCCGAAGUAUUAGUUCUGUAAAUCUUGUGGAAAAAGGUGAUGUUGUCCUCCCACCGCCAGACUAUCUGGGGUCUUUGCAAACAGAUAAAAGAAUGGAGUCUUCCAAAGGUACUACUGUUAAAACACCAACCGACAGACCAGAAAAUGCAGGUCCGAAACCUGAUAUGAAUGGCAUUAUGAAACCACCUUUUCUAAGUGGAGAAAAUCCUUUCGCAACUGUGAAACUCAGACCAACAGUAACAAAUGACAGAUCAGCACCAAUUAUUCGAUGAAUAUACAGUCCAUCCACAUGCA
This is a messenger RNA of Gavia stellata (red-throated loon), 1549 nucleotides long. It is a transcript of the gene BAIAP2L1, whose product is annotated as BAR/IMD domain containing adaptor protein 2 like 1. The record is from RefSeq and is a predicted model, not a curated record. The transcript is spliced from 14 exons. Gene Ontology annotation, cellular component: nucleoplasm; cytosol. Gene Ontology annotation, biological process: actin crosslink formation; plasma membrane organization; positive regulation of actin filament polymerization. Bases 1 to 1527 code for a protein of 508 amino acids. Lineage: Eukaryota; Metazoa; Chordata; Aves; Gaviiformes; Gaviidae. Gene Ontology annotation, molecular function: protein binding.